CAGCUAAUGUUUUCUUUGGUUGUUUUUUGUUUCACUGUGCUCCUCUUGAGUAUGCCUGUUUGAAGACAAGUUGAAGACUCACUUCUGCAUAUUGGCAUUUGAGUAGGGCAUGUGGUUAUAAGGUGAACUAUGCACUGGCCUGAACUUCUUUUAAUCUAAAAGGUUUUGCAUAGUGCGAUUUUAGUUUUGUUAGACAGGUGCAUCAAGUACAAUGUUGCAGAUGAGGUUUAAGGUCAUUCUCUUGCUCCUUCUAUUGGUGGUCAGGUGUGUUGCACAGGAAGAAACCCAAACUAAAGGCUGUGUUUGUGGAUACCCUGGAAUACCAGGGGACCCUGGACACAACGGUACACCUGGCAGAGACGGCCGAGAUGGACUCAGAGGUGACAAAGGUGAUCAAGGUGAAGUCGGCCGUAUUGGACCAGCAGGCAAUGACGGGCACAAGGGAGACAAAGGGAACCCUGGUACAGUUGGCCCAGCAGGGCUCAAAGGAAAAAGGGGAGAUAAUGGAGAACGGGGGCCUCCUGGGAAAAUGGGGCCCCAAGGGAUCCAGGGGCCCAUUGGCCUGAAAGGAAAUAAGGGAGAGCUCGGGCUGCCUGGACCCCAAGGACAUAAAGGUGAUUUGGGGCCUCUUGGACCAGAGGGUCCCAAGGGGGAAAUUGGCCUUCAAGGUGACAGAGGCUUUCAGGGACCAAUAGGACCCCCUGGCAGGCCAGGACCUAAGGGGGAAAUUGGUGUUCCAGGUCACAAAGGCAAUAUUGGUUAUCGUGGGGACAGAGGGGCUCGAGGAGAGAGAGGUGAUAAGGGUGAGAAGGGAGAGGCACUUGUUAUCUCUAAAAGCGCCUUCUCUGUGGGACUCACAGCACAAAGUAAACUCCCAGCAGCUAAUGCACCGAUCCAGUUUGACAAGAUUAUUUACAACCAACAGAAUCACUACAAUCCACAAACAGGAAGGUUCACAUGCUCCGCAGCCGGAGCCUAUUUCUUCACCUACCACAUCACUGUCUUCUCUAGAAACGUGAAGGUGGCUCUCAUGAAGAAUGGUGCAAAAAUAAUCCACACCACAGAUAAUUACCAGAGCAGCGAGGAUCAGGCAGCAGGGGGCGCUGUGCUGCACCUGGACGUGGGGGACAAGGUGUGGCUGCAGGUGAUUGGAGGAGAGCUGUUCAAUGGGCUCUUUGCUGAUGAUGAUGAUGACACUACCUUCUCUGGGUUCUUAAUCUUUGGGGCAUGACUUUAGAAUUGCUGGUAUAAUUUACUUAUUACUUGUAUUAUUACAUUGUAUUAUUAUACCGUACAUACUUAUCAUCAACUGGUAAAUCCACUUUGUACUUUACACUUGUUUUAAUUUUAUACUUAUAUCCACUUGGUACUUAAUUUAUC
Messenger RNA from Siniperca chuatsi (mandarin fish), 1380 nucleotides. It is a transcript of the gene c1qtnf9, whose product is annotated as C1q and TNF related 9. The record is from RefSeq and is a predicted model, not a curated record. Lineage: Eukaryota; Metazoa; Chordata; Actinopteri; Centrarchiformes; Sinipercidae. Gene Ontology annotation, molecular function: protein binding. Bases 212 to 1231 code for a protein of 339 amino acids. The transcript has 3 exons.